This is a messenger RNA of Penicillium atrosanguineum, 2418 nucleotides long. Its product is annotated as beta-glucosidase. Gene Ontology annotation, biological process: glucan catabolic process. The coding region runs from base 1 to 2418 and encodes 805 amino acids. The record is from RefSeq and is a predicted model, not a curated record. Gene Ontology annotation, molecular function: beta-glucosidase activity. The transcript is spliced from 2 exons. NCBI's taxonomy places the organism in Eukaryota, Fungi, Ascomycota, Eurotiomycetes, Eurotiales, Aspergillaceae.
AUGAAGAUCUCUGUAUUUUUACUUGCUGCGGCAUUGCAGCUGGUAGGCCAUGUCGUCGCACAAAAUGGGCAGACAGACCCUGCUGAUCUCGAGCGCUACUGGUCCUACGGUCGCUCAGAGCCAGUCCUCGAAACCCCCGUUGCAAAGGGUUUAGGUGACUGGGCCAACGCUUACCACAGAGCCCGGCACCUUGUCUCCCAAAUGACCGACGAAGAGAAAAACAACCUUACGUAUGGCCACACAUCAACUACCACCGGCUGCUCUGGCAUGACAGGCAGCAUUCCGCGACUGGGGUUUCCAGGUAUUUGCUUCCAAGAUGCCGGUAACGGGGUUCGCGCUGUUGACAUGGUCAAUUCGUAUCCGGCCGGCCUGCACGUCGGCGCAUCUUGGAACCGUGACAUCGCCCACUCCCGGGGAGUUCACAUGGGUGCUGAGUUCAGGAGAAAGGGUGCCAACGUGGCACUAGGUCCAGUGGUAGGACCAGCUGGGAGAAUCGCUAAAGGUGGCCGAAACUGGGAAGGCUUCGGUAGUGAUCCGUACUUGUCUGGGAUCUUGGCUGCAGAGUCUGUCCGUGGUCUCCAGAAAAAUGUUAUUGCCUGUGUCAAACACUUCAUUGCAAAUGAGCAAGAGACCAACCGCAACAGUCCCCAGUUGUUGACAGGAUCCCACAACCAGUCUGUUUCAUCGAACUUGGACGACAAGACGAUGCACGAACUUUACCUUUGGGGCUUUCAGGAUGUGGUCAAAGCAGGUGCUGGGUCCGUUAUGUGCAGUUACAACCGCAUCAACAACAGUUAUGGCUGCCAGAAUAGCAAGACCAUGAAUGGUCUUCUCAAGGGAGAACUGGGGUUCGAGGGCUUUGUAGUGUCGGACUGGACUGGCCAGCACACCGGAAUUGCCAGUGCAAAUGCAGGUAUGGAUAUCGCCAUGCCGGACUCGAAGUACUGGGAUAACAGCACCUUGGUCUCUGCUACUCAAAACGGCUCAGUGCCGCAGUUCCGACUGGAUGACAUGGCAACUCGUAUUGUUGCCUCUUGGUACAGAUACGCCGAGCUGCCUAAUCCUGGUCACGGAAUUCCAGUCAGUCUACUUGAGCCCCAUCACCUCGUCGAUGCUCGUGAUCCAAAAUCAAAGAAAAUAAUUCUUCAAGCCGCCGUCGAAGGCCAUGUUCUGGUCAAGAACACCGCUGGCGCACUGCCGCUCCACAAACCCAAAUUCCUCUCCAUCUUCGGAUAUGAUGCUUUGCCCCCUUCUGUGAACACUUUGGACGCAUUGGGUGCAUGGGCAGUUGGACUAAGCAACGCCUUGGCAUAUCCCAACGGUAGCGCGGUUAACAAUGGCACAGAGGAGGCUAUGUUCCUGUCAAGCGCGGACCCAACUUUCCGUGGCCCAGGAGUCGCCCUGAAUGGCACGCUCUUCUCUGGCGGUGGCUCAGGCGCCAGCACGCCCUCCUACAUAGAUACUCCGCUGAACGCCUUCCAGCGCCAGGCAUACGACGAUAACACUUUCCUAGCGUGGGACUUGGCCUCGCUUAAUCCGUUUGUGAACCCUUCCAGCGAAGCGUGUCUCGUUUUUGUCAAUGAAGCCUCAUCGGAAGGAUGGGACCGACCUUAUCUGGCGGACCCAUCCUCCGAUGAUCUCAUCAAGAAUGUAGCCGCGAAGUGCUCAAACACAAUUGUUGUCAUCCAUAACGCUGGUAUGCGUCUUGUGGAUGUGUGGAUUGAGAACCCCAAUGUGACUGCCGUGAUAUAUGCUCAUGUGCCUGGCCAAGAUAGUGGUCGAGCCUUGCUUGAAAUUAUGUAUGGGAAGCAAUCACCAUCCGGUCGGUUGCCGUACACUGUUGGCCGCAAAGAGGCAGACUACGGCGAGCUACUCGAACCCGUUAUUCCAUCCGGUACGGAAGACAUGUUCUAUCCGCAGUCAAACUUUACCGAGGGUGUCUACACUGAUUAUAAGGCCUUCAUGGCGAAGGAAAUCACACCGCGAUUCGAGUUCGGCUACGGCUUGACUUAUUCCAAUUUCUCGUAUUCUGACCUUGAGAUUGUUAUCAAUUUCCACGCUGAACUGGAUUAUCUACCCUCAAAUAAAGCGGUCGCUGAGGGGGGUCUUCAGGCGCUUUGGGACAUCAUCGCUAGCGUCAACUGCACUAUCAAGAAUUCUGGAAACAUACCUGCUGCGGAGGUUGCUCAACUUUACAUUGGUAUCCCCGGUGGUCCUAUUAAGGUCCUGCGCGGGUUUGAGAAAAAAAUGAUUCAACCUGGGCAGCAAGAACAUGUUCAAUUCCAUUUGACGCGCCGCGAUCUCAGUCAAUGGGAUGUGGAAAAGCAGGCCUGGGGGCUUCAAUCGGGCCUGUACGCUAUUUAUGUGGGAAAGAGCGUGUUUGAUAUUCAACUGGAUGGUACUCUCCAUAUUUCUUGA